AUGUGUCCUGAUACUGGAGCAGACGUAACAUUGCUGAGCACAGCAGACUGGGCCGCCAUGGGUCGACCGAAGCUGCUACCACCCAAUCUCACACUGAAGUCUGCCAACAAUGAACCGAUCAACGUUCGGGGAUUGGGUCGUCCAACACGAGCCACUGUUUCGUCACCUGACAGAAGGCUCCAUCUGCAACAUCUCUUUAAGGACGCUCAGCAGCUUGAAUUCUUCUCUCGCAACGCACCUAAGGAAGAAACUCGCCCUGUACCCUAUGCUGCCAUGCCAAGGAUUCCAACCGAAAUCGAACGAAUUGUGUCUAUACACGCGCUGGAGUCCGUUGAUCACUCAGAAUGGGCAGCACCCAUCGUCAUUGUUCGGAAGAAAAACGGAUCGAUCCGCCUCUGCGCAGACUACUCAACCGGACUGAGGAAUGCAUUGGAACGAAACCAGCAUCCGCUUCCAACCCCAGAGGACCCCAGCUUCACGAAACUCAACGAAGGGCGCUACUUUUCACAGUUCGACUUAGCCGAAGUGUAUCUCCAAUUGGAAGGGGACUUCUGA
This is a messenger RNA of Necator americanus (New World hookworm), 555 nucleotides long. RefSeq lists its product as uncharacterized. The transcript is spliced from 3 exons. Gene Ontology annotation, biological process: proteolysis. Lineage: Eukaryota; Metazoa; Nematoda; Chromadorea; Rhabditida; Ancylostomatidae. The record is from RefSeq and is a predicted model, not a curated record. Gene Ontology annotation, molecular function: aspartic-type endopeptidase activity. The coding region runs from base 1 to 555 and encodes 184 amino acids.